CCACAAACGUAGCUUGCCACUAAUUUCCAGCGCCGCAUUUCUCACUUAGGCUAACCCAGUAAUCAACAAUGGGCGACAACAGUGCCACCACUCACAGCCAGCCAUUGCUGCAAGACAUCAAUGGUGACCAUGUUCGGGUUGCUGAGCUCUCCUCAGAAGCUGUGGAAGAGUUCUUGGUGCUACAUGAUCCUGUGCCUAUGCGAUGGUUGCCAGGGCUUGUUUGUUGGGAGUCUAAACUGCUUUGGUACCUCUCUGGUGCUUCCAUUGCUGUUUCUAUCUUCAAUUUCAUGCUUAGUUUGAUAACCCAGAUGUUCACUGGCCAUUUGGGUGCCUUAGAACUUGCUGGUGCCUCCAUUGCCAAUGUUGGUAUUCAGGGUCUUGCUUAUGGGAUUAUGUUGGGCAUGGCUAGUGCUGUUCAGACUGUGUGUGGCCAGGCUUAUGGAGCAAGGAAGUAUGCUGCCCUGGGAAUUGUUUGCCAGAAAGCCAUAAUCCUGCAUUUGGGAGCAUCUGUCCUCCUAUCCUUCAUCUACUGGUACUCAGGCACGAUCCUCCGAGCAAUCGGUCAGUCAGAUAGCAUAGCAGCACAAGGUCAGAUUUUCGCGCGUGGAUUGCUCCCUCAGCUAUAUGCAUUUGCAAUCUAUUGCCCUAUGCAGAGAUUCCUCCAAGCACAAAAUAUUGUGAACCCCUUAGCUUAUAUAUCUCUUGGGAUCUUCCUUCUACAUGUGCUUCUCACAUGGUUGGCUGUGGAUGUGGUGAAGGUUGGCCUUCUAGGAGCUGCUCUUACAUUGAGUUUGUCUUGGUGGCUACUUGUAUUUGUAACUGGGCUUUAUAUAGUUUUGAGCCCCUCUUGUAAGGAAACUUGGACAGGGUUCUCUAUGAAGGCUUUUAAAGGGUUAUGGUCUUACUUGAAGCUGACACUUGCAUCUGCUGUUAUGCUGUGUUUGGAGAUAUGGUACAACCAGGGAAUUGUGCUUAUAUCAGGACUUCUUUCUGAUCCUACAAUCUCACUUGACUCUAUUUCUAUUUGCAUGAACUACCUAAACUGGGACAUGCAGUUUAUGUUGGGCCUAAGUGCAGCAGCCAGUGUUCGAGUUGGAAAUGAGCUUGGAGCUGGUAAUCCAAAGGUUACGAAAUUCUCAGUGAUUGUUGUCAAUGCAACAAGUAUCUUGAUCAGUAUUGUGUUCAGCGCAUUCGUCAUGAUAUGUCGCACCACACUAAGCAAGGCUUUCACUAGUGAUGAUACAGUUAUUGCAGCAGUUUCAGAUUUGACUCCAUUGCUUGCAAUCUCUGUAUUUCUAAAUGGAAUUCAACCCAUACUCUCAGGAGUUGCCAUUGGGAGUGGAUGGCAAGCUCUAGUUGCUUAUGUUAACCUAAGCACUUACUACAUCAUUGGUCUUCCUAUUGGAUGUGUUCUUGGAUUCAAAACAAGCCUCGGAGUGGCGGGAAUUUGGUGGGGAAUGAUAUUUGGGGUUUUUCUUCAGACAGUAACCCUCAUUAUCUUGACUGCCAGAACAAACUGGACUAAAGAGGUUGAAAAAGCUGCGGAACGCUUAAAGAUGUCGGCGGAUGAAGAAAAACUUGAGUUGGUGGACACCAUUGCAUAACCAACCCUGAGAAAUUUAGCAUAUGUUUCUAUAGAGAGUUGCAAGAAAUCAGCAAGAGAUACAAGUUUUGCCCUUUUCUAGAGUUGGGGGGAGUGGGUGAUUGGAUUCAUGAUCUUUGUAUCUCUGGUCACAAAUUGGAAUAUGUAAUUAAUGUGAGUUUAGAUGAAUUAAUGAGAGUUUAGAUCUUUGCAAGUUC
Messenger RNA from Macadamia integrifolia, 1800 nucleotides. RefSeq names its product protein DETOXIFICATION 41-like. The coding region runs from base 69 to 1604 and encodes 511 amino acids. Lineage: Eukaryota; Viridiplantae; Streptophyta; Magnoliopsida; Proteales; Proteaceae. Gene Ontology annotation, cellular component: vacuolar membrane. Gene Ontology annotation, biological process: xenobiotic detoxification by transmembrane export across the plasma membrane. Gene Ontology annotation, molecular function: antiporter activity; xenobiotic transmembrane transporter activity. The transcript has 8 exons. The record is from RefSeq and is a predicted model, not a curated record.